CCCUGUUCCCCCCAUGUUUUGGAGGUGAUAAGCGUCCUCCAUGAAAUUUACCUGACAAUGAGCAUGACAGCAUGUUGAUUAGUUUCGUCACUUCAACUUUGGCAGACAAAGAGCACUAUGCGCAUCAAUUUAAUCUUCCUUACACUUGUACUGUUCGCCCUGACUGAUGCCCGGCGCAUUAAGGAGAGGGUCAACGACAUAAUCGGUGAACACAGAAAAAUCGGAGCUUACAACACCAUGACUUCACCGAAAGUCCGCUGGCCUUCUAAAACUCUAAUUUACAAAUUCGAUGAAGGAAACACGCACACUGCGGACGAACGAAAGUACUAUCUAAUUGCGAUGGAAAUCAUUGCGAACGCUACUUGCAUCAAGUUCAAAGAGCAAACUACAGAGACUGGUUACGUAAACCUGGUAAACAGCAACCCUAAGGGGUGCUACUCAGUCGCUGGCUACCAAGGUACCAAGCAGGCUCUCAACAUCGGCUGGUGUUUGAAAAGGACCUACUCGGUAGUGCACGAGUUCAUGCACGCUCUCGGCUUCCACCAUGAACAAACCAGGUAUGACAGAGAUCUAUACGUGGACGUGCAAUGGAACAACAUCAAAGAGUCAGUGCAAUCCAACUAUUGGAAAUACCCGCGAACCUACGCCUUCCCCAAAUGGAGCUAUGACUUGGAAAGCGUCCUCCAGUACCCAAUCGAGGACACUCCACCAUCGAUGCUCCUCAGGUCUUCGGAGGAUGAAUCAAAGGAUAUCGGUCAGCGACAACGCCUCAGGCCGUCAGACAUUCUGCGCAUGAGGGCCGCUUACAGUUGCGAUUCUGCCGGUUCUGAGACCCGAUCAAUGGAUCUCACCGAAGAGCAACUUCGAGUUGCUCAGUAUAUUGCUUACUAAAUUUCAAAUUUUCUCAAAAUAAUCACAACAAUUAAUUAACAACAUGUAAACCAAAUAAAAUUAUUUUGAGCUGAGAAUUCUCGUUUAAAAUUAUAUCUCUGAAAAAUGUAAUUCAACCUCCUCAUCAUCCUCCAUUAUUCUUUCUCCUCUCUCUAAAUUUUCUCUUGGGCUAUAUGAUAAUUAAAAAUCUAUUUGGAUUACAAUAAGAUAGUGAUGCAGAUGCUCAACUCCAUUUCACAUUUACACACUUGAAUAGGCACCAGCAACAAUUAAACUAUCAUUUUGUAUACGAUUUCCCCAUUUUCAUAAAUAAAUUCAUGUUUUUUUCCCAGACGAACGAUGUUUUUUUAUGAAGACUUUUUUGGUUUUAAGCAAGAGCCAAAACAUUAAAAGUUAUUGUGAUCAAUUAAAAUAGAACCGCACGCUUUUGCAAUGUAAAAAUGUUUAAAAUAUUUAUGGUAUGGGCUCACUUCGGCUUUGUCCGCAAUGGCAGGGUCUUAGUAACU
Molecule: messenger RNA, 1397 nt
Organism: Cloeon dipterum
Lineage: Eukaryota; Metazoa; Arthropoda; Insecta; Ephemeroptera; Baetidae
Product: astacin-like metalloprotease toxin 3
Exons: 6
Coding region: 118-891 (257 amino acids)
Biological process (GO): proteolysis
Molecular function (GO): metalloendopeptidase activity; zinc ion binding
Source: RefSeq, a predicted model, not a curated record